AGAUGGCUCACCCCACAACGUCAAGAAAAAUCGAAUAAUACUUUCAGUGCUAAGUGCUCAAAUCUUCGAUGACUUAUUGAAGCAUAUGAUCCUCAUUUCAACAUACAAAAGAAAUUAGCAAUGGAUAUGUUUAAUAAACUAAGGAGUGCAGUGACUAGUGCUUUACCAGGAAACCCCUUGUCUAAAGAUUUUGAUGUGUUAAAUCAUAUAGCCAGUGGUGGUCCUGGGCUUGUCUGGAAAAUUUAUAAUGCUAUCAAGAAAACUACCAAACAGGAGGCUGCUGUUUUUGUAUUUGAAAAAAAAUUACUGGAGAAAUAUUCUCGAAGAGACAAAGAACUGAUUGUAGAGACACUUAAGAAAGGCAUAUCACAACUGACAAGAUUGAGACAUCCUAAAAUAUUGUCAGUUUUACAUCCAUUAGAAGAAUCAAGGGAAACUUUAGCCUUUGCUACAGAACCAGUGUUCUCCUGUUUAGCCAAUGUAUUGAAUAAGCAUGAUAAUAUGCCAACUCCAUUACCUGCAGACUUCAAAGACUAUAAAUUGUAUGAGGUUGAGAUCAAACAUGGCUUGCUACAGCUUGCAGAAGGACUGGCGUUUUUACAUAAUGAUGUGAAGAUGGUUCAUUGUAAUAUAUGUCCAGAAUCUAUCAUUAUAAACAAGAAUGGAUCAUGGAAGAUAGCAGGAUUUGAUUGUUGUAUUCCCAAUAGUAAUCAACAAUCUGACCCCUCUUUUGCCAAUGCUGAGCCAACCUUCCCCUACAGAGAAUGGGAUCCAGAUUUCCCCUCAAUGAUCCAGCCCUGUUUAGAUUACCUUGCCCCAGAGUUUGCCCUAACUAUGACCUGUUGUAGAGGAUCAGACAUGUUUUCUAUAGGAGUACUUAUCCAUGCUAUCUUUAACUAUGGGAAACCUCUGUAUGAGUGUAAUAAUCAACUCUCCAUGUUCAAGAAAUAUUCUGAAGAGCUGAGAAAGUUUAGAUCAUCAUUGCUGGGUAAUGUCCCAGUAGAGUUACAUGAGUAUGUUAAAUUAUUAUUGAAUACAGAGCCAUCUGUCAGGCCAGAUUCUGACCAACUGACCAAGAUUCCAUAUUUUGAGGAUGUUGGUUCUAUGACAUUACAGUUUAUGGAUACUUUGUUCCAAAGAGACAAUCUGCAGAAAUCACACUUCUUCAAAGGAUUACCUAAAAUUAUAGAAAAACUGCCAAAGAGAGUAAAUUUACAGCGAAUAUUACCAGCGUUAACUAAAGAAUGUGUGAAUGCAGAUAUGAUUCCAUUUGUCUUACCCAGUAUCUUACUAAUGGCAGAGCAAGUGACAGAAAAAGAAUACAUGAUGUUUAUAUUUCCAGAACUUAAACCUAUGUUUAAAAUCAAGGAACCAAUUCAGAUAUUACUCCUGUUUAUGCAAAAUAUGAACCUAUUAUUAAAGAAAACUCCUCAAUCAGAGAUUAGAAACCAUGUUCUGCCAAUGAUUUAUCAGGCUUUAGAUCAGAAUAGUCCACAGUUACAGGAAAUUUGUUUAAACAUCAUUCCAACAUUUGCUGAGUUAAUAGACUUCUCUUCACUGAAGUCCCACAUAUUGCCAAGGAUUAAAAAGAUUUGUUUAGGAACAUCAACACUUAAGAUUAGAGUUCAUUGUCUAUUAUGUGUAGGUAAACUGUUAGAAUACAUGGAUAAAUGGACUGUGUUAGAUGAUAUACUACCAUUCCUUCCUCAAGUACCUUCCAAAGAACCAGCUGUUUUAAUGAGUAUAUUAGGCAUUUAUCAGGUUACCAUGACUCAUGCUAAGUUGGGGAUAACAAAAGACAUAAUGGCUUCUAAAGUCUUGCCCUUCCUGAUACCACUCAGUAUAGAUAAUAAUAUAAAUCUGUCGCAGUUUAAUGCAUUUUUUGGUGUAAUUAAAGAAAUGAUGACAAAAGUGGAACAAGAACAUAGAAAUAAACUUGAACAGUUGGACCAAAUGAAAAAAGAACAUAGUGAAAAUGAAGAACAAAUACUACAGAGUAUGAAAAGUACUGUAGAAAUCACCCAACUGACUGGUAAAGAACAACAACAGCUAGUUGGUAAUGUUGGUAAAGGACCUCAAUCUAUGAUGGAUAAAUUCCUCAGUGGAUUUGGUAUGAGUGGAUUAAUGAAUGCCAAAGCUGGAGGAGGGGGAGACAACUCUUCUACAGCCUCACCGGUAGAUAGUAGAUCUAACUCACCCAAACCACCAUCAUCUUCAUCUCCAUCUCCACAGUCAGCUAAGGAUCAGGACAGAGUUAUUAGGAGCAGGGUACUUUCAAUGGAAGAAAAGCAAAGAUUGGCCAAAGAACAAGAACAGCAAAGAAACUUUAAGGCACAAACACCACUUACCAUGACAACAGAUAAACCUGCCCAAAGUAGACAGCAGACGCCCAAACCGACCAAUCAAGUUAAAGAUCUGACAUCUUCAUUAAUGAAUGCUAACUUAAGGGGAAUGCAAACAUCUCCUAAAACUGUUUCAAAUUAUCAACAAAUGGGUCAAAGUUCAUCUAAUUAUAAUACAACUGGUUCAGUGACUUCAAAUUAUAGUGUAGCUGGACAAAGUGGUAAUAGGCCGAAUUAUACAGGUGGUGGAAUGAUGGGUAAUAUGACUCCUUCAGUAGGUCAAGGUCGGGGAAGUAGUGGUCAGUUUGGAGGGCAAGGUCAACAGACAACACAAAAAAUGGAUCUUUCAGCAUUUGACAGUUUACUGCCAACGUCAGGACAACCGAAACCUACUAUUAACCAAAUGUCAUCACCCGCCAGACAAACCAAUCCAAACAAUAUGAAUUAUAAUCCUCAAAAUUCAAUGAUGGGUGGAAAUGUAAAUGCAUAUGGUGGUAAUUUUAAUUCUAGUUCAAAUACUUACGGGCAGUUUCAAUCUCCUGGAAUGCCAAACAUGCAAACAGGGAUUAUGGGAUAUAGUGGACAGACUAUGGGAGGAAGUGCAAUGUUUAACAAUCAACCAAUCAAUUCAAUGAAUGGUCAAAAUUCAUUUGGUUUACAGCCAAUGGGAUCACAGCAAUUUACACAAACACAACCUACUAAAAAAUUAGGUCAAAGUGACCUUGAUGAUCUGCUAGGUUAAAUUUUAUGCUAUUAUUUGUUAAGUUUUAUUUAUUCUUAUGUAUGCUUGUUUUAAUAUCAUAUUAUGUUUUGUGAUGAACAGUAACUGUGAUUGAGAGAUUAUUAUUAAAUAUAUCUAGACUGCAAGGCGGUUUACCUUGAUGAACUGUCUGUUUUUUGUCAAAAAAUGUUCAAGCAAUAUUUGUAUAAGGCAGUAGGCACCAGCCAUUCAUCUUUAUUGGAUAGGGGCAUGGUUGUUUUAUUUUUUGAUAAUUUGUUUGGUUUUUUAUUUAUUGAAUAACAAAAUAACAUUCAUUUGUUUCAGCAGGGAAAUAAAUUCAACAUAGAGUUUCCUUAAAAAAAAUAUCACUGUUCUUCUCUGGUAUUGAAAGAUGUUUCUUUUCUAAAAAUGUUAAAAAAAAAUCCUGAGACAAAAACAACCUCUCAUAAAGAUGUCCGGUUAAGGUGGUACCUAACACUACAGGGAGAUAACUCUGUAAAAUCAGCAGAAUGUUUUAAUGACGUUGUGUUGUUACAGGAAUAUUAAGCUUCUCAAUGAUCAAAUUAAGCUUUUGUCAAACUGCUAUAUAACCAGUGUAAUUUUUCUGAUUAAACGGUUGGUUCAAAUUUUUUGAUAUUUUGAUAUUUUUGUCAAAGGGUCAAAGUAAAUACUUUGUCAAA
This is a messenger RNA of Mytilus trossulus (common blue mussel), 3743 nucleotides long. Its product is annotated as SCY1-like protein 2. Gene Ontology annotation, molecular function: protein kinase activity; ATP binding. Gene Ontology annotation, biological process: protein phosphorylation. The coding region runs from base 121 to 3084 and encodes 987 amino acids. The transcript is spliced from 19 exons. The record is from RefSeq and is a predicted model, not a curated record. NCBI's taxonomy places the organism in Eukaryota, Metazoa, Mollusca, Bivalvia, Mytilida, Mytilidae.